Molecule: messenger RNA, 2747 nt
Organism: Antechinus flavipes (yellow-footed antechinus)
Lineage: Eukaryota; Metazoa; Chordata; Mammalia; Dasyuromorphia; Dasyuridae
Gene: SGTA
Product: small glutamine rich tetratricopeptide repeat co-chaperone alpha
Exons: 11
Coding region: 381-1235 (284 amino acids)
Biological process (GO): post-translational protein targeting to endoplasmic reticulum membrane
Cellular component (GO): membrane; TRC complex
Molecular function (GO): molecular adaptor activity; protein binding
Source: RefSeq, a predicted model, not a curated record
CCACAAUGCAACAUCUGCCCCUCCUCUCUAUGGCUGAUAAGCAUAACAUCGCCAAGCUAAUGGCGUGCUGACUACUUCCGGGUGGUGAAGGGUAGCUCUAACUAAACUACUACGGGUCCGGCCUUCUCGCAGCCUAAUCUGGGGCCCGUUGUCAUCCGCGCUUGCGCCCGAGGUCAACUCGGCAAAGGCCCGCGAGAACAGCGAGGGGGCGGAGCCAGGCCCUGACUCCGCGCCAUCGCCAUGGCAGAGGAAAAGAGGCGGGACGGUCGGCGACGUGCGCAGGCGUCAGCGCAGGCGCAGCGGGCGGCGGAGCGGAGCCGGGGCUCGGCAGCUUGUUAAGAUCUUGAAAAAUCACAAGAUCCCUCUUCAGAGCCAUAAAGAUGGAGGACAAGAAGCGCCUUGCUUAUUCCAUCAUUCAGUUUCUGCAUGACCAGCUGCAUCAUGGAGGCCUUUCUCCUGAUGCCCAGGAGAGUUUGGAAGUUGCGAUCCAGUGCCUGGAGACAGCUUUUGGGGUGACUGUUGAUGACCGAGAUCUAGCUGUAUCAAAAACUCUGCCAGAAAUAUUUGAAGCUGCUACAGGAAAAAAAGAUAUGUCCUACAUCCGUAGGAAUUCUCAACCCAUCACCCUCUCUGAUGAAGAUACAGCUGAAGCUGAGAGACUGAAGACUGAAGGAAAUGAACAAAUGAAAAUAGAAAAUUUUGAAGCAGCAGUCUCUUUUUAUGGAAAAGCAAUUGAAUUAAAUCCAGCCAAUGCUGUGUAUUUUUGCAACAGAGCUGCUGCCUACAGCAAACUUGGAAAUUAUGCGGGUGCCGUGAGAGACUGUGAAAGAGCCAUUGGCAUAGACCCCUACUACAGCAAAGCCUAUGGCAGAAUGGGCUUAGCACUUUCAAGUUUAAACAAGCACACAGAGGCUGUAGUCUACUAUAAGAAGGCCCUGGAAUUGGACCCAGAAAAUGACACAUACAAAUCAAACCUCAAGAUAGCUGAACAGAAAAUGAAAGAAACACCCAGCCCUACAGGAGGCACUGGAGGCUUUGACCAACUAGCUGGCUUGCUGAAUAAUCCAGGCUUCAUGAGUAUGGCAUCAAAUCUCAUGAAUAAUCCUCAAGUACAGCAACUAGGCCAACAGUUUGCUCAGCAGAUGCAGCAACAAAAUCCAGAGUUGAUAGAACAGCUCAGAAGCCAGAUUAGAAGUCGGACCCCUAGUGCCAGCAAUGAUGACCAGCAGGAAUGAACAGUGAAGGUCAGCACCAUUGAGAAUUGAGUCCUUCGAUGUACAGACUGGAAGCCAUGUGUUCUGCCAUUUCUCCAGUUGGAAUAUCCAAGAGAGAAAAAAGAAAAAAAAUUAUUGGACCUGCAUGUUAAGACGGAUUCUUAUUUUCCUUUUCUUUCCCUCUCCUUCCCUCUGUCCCCCAGACUAUAUUUUUUUUUCCCGAAAAAGAGCCAGCAAGCUGUAAACACAAACCAGCAUCCACCCUCUUUCUAGCUCUCAGAAAGUCAGUUACCGAAGUAUUUUCUACAGUGGGGCCUGUGGGUGGUUCUCAGCCUCAUCUACGAGAUGUUUCAAGUUUUCUGUAAGAAGCCUUCACCAUCUUGUGUUUAUGGGCCACACACACUGGCUACCUGGGGCUUUUGAGGGUUGUGUUCAUCUCCUCUUUAUUUUUUUAAAGAGGAAAAAAGUAUUUUCUUUCAUGAUUAGAAAUCAGUUUCUAAACACAAACAUGCUCUCAGGUUGCCGGGUAUUCCCCAGUGCUCCUCCAGCUGAGUGUCCUGCUCUAAUAAUGCUCACUGCCAUUUACAAUCUGGGGCGUAAAGAUGUCGUCAGUGUAGUUUGGAUUAUCUGUAUGCAUGGAAAAAGUUUCAUUAUGGAUGUGUAUAGAAGCUUUUGUUAACCUGAACCUUGUAGGGGGAGGGGGCAGUCUUAUUGGGGUGCGUAAGACCAGUUUCUGUGACUUUCUUCAAAUUGAGCAUUUUGAUAGGAAUUUUUUUUUUCCUCAGAUCCUUUUUGCCAGUGAUCUCAAACAUCUAGUCACAAUCAUGAUUUGUACCUGGUGCCCACUUGUUUCUCAUUCACCAGGUGGAGAGACUUGAGCUUCACCCAUCAGUCUUAUCACCCAUUCAUUGCCUAUCUCACUGUCCCUUUACACACAGAUGAUAGCGGACACUUGGGUUUCUACUGGAGAGGAAUAUCUGCAUGAUUUCUCUCUUACUGUGGAAGUAGACUGGGACUGAUAAGGGACAACAGAGCCAGCAACCUGCAUGGUCAGCUGCUGGUCUCAUGAAGGUGGCAAACAGUAGCAUUUUAUAGGAGCUUGCAGGGAGAUGAGGCUGUAGUUGCCCACGUAGCAGUGGAAUUAGCAUCCAUGCUCAACAGUAGUUUGGAUACCUCAUUAAAUCCUGGAGGCCUCUACUCAUCGUGAACAGAUAGAGUUUGGCAAAGGUGUGAGAAGGGAAAAGAGAAGACAAGGAAGAAGAGAGCUUAUGAUCCAGGCAAGGUGACAGUGUCUCAGUCUUGUAACAGAUAAUUGAAUGGAAGGCUCCAUAGUUAGAAAGGGCACCUUAUCCCCCUGUUACUUUCAGGGAGCCUCUUGGGGAGAUAGAUGAGCUUUGAAUGUUCUAGAUGACUAGCAGGAAACAAAAUGAUCACCUGUAAUCCAUCAUCACCCACAAUGUUUUUAACUCUUCAGUUUUAACUGUGUUGAAGAAUGUAACGUGUGGGGAAUAAAUAUACGUUGUGACCUUUUUA